AAAUAUCCAAUGUCUUUACUAUCAGACGCAUUCAUUAGUUGUCGUUGAAAACUAAAACGCACAAAAAAUGAACUUCAAAAUAAUCCUGUUUUUCCUAACGGCCAGCACAUUCGGGAAGAUCAUCAGCUCAAGGAAGAAACACCAUGAUAGUGGCAUUGAAGGUCUUGAGUGGCUUUUUGAUAUUGAAAAUAAUGAACUAGAUGAUGAAAAAUCAACUGUUUGUGAUACCGACGACUGCGAAGCUCUUGCUAAAGAACUUUUGCGGGGAGUAAAUGAAUCAGUAGAUCCAUGUGAAAACUUUUAUGAAUUCGCAUGCGGAUCAUGGAAAAAAAAUCAUCCUAUUCCUCCUUAUACUCCUGUAUGGGGUAGACCUUACAUGUUUCAACAAAUGGUUUAUCAUCGUUUGAAAGCAAUUUUGGAAACGAAACCUGAGCGAAAUGAUAUUUUACCAGUGAGACAGGCCAAAAAAUGGUAUCGCUCUUGUAUGAAUACAGAGGCACUUGAGAAAAGAGGGUUAAAACCGAUAGAAUCAAUUUUGAUGCAAGUUGGAGGCUGGCCGAUGACUAUUGACGCUGAAGAAUGGGAUGAAAGUGAGCAUUCGUGGCAGCGAAUCGAGCAGCAUUAUUUUCAAAUCACUGGCUCUUAUGUAUUUUACAAAUUCGCGCCUCUUUGGUACAGAGAUUCCACGGUCGAGAUGGAGAAAGGCGAUCUUCCACUUCUCAAUAAACUUCCGUUUAAAUUUCAAAAUUAUGAAGGAGAAGAAUAUGAAAAUUACAAGGAUUUCAUUUCGUCCGUAAUCCAAAUGUUUGUUGAACACAACAGCGCAAAUAUUUCCCAUAAAAUGAUUGAGAAAGAUGUCCGCGAUUUGAUCGAGUUUGAAAAACAAUUAGCCAUGAUUCCAAAAUAUGACGACGAACCUGAAAUGACUUUCGAAGAGUUUCAAGAGUGGUAUGACAAAAAAACAGUUGAUAAAGGCAACAAAAUUAAUGUGAAAAAAUUAAUGAAUCAAUUAUUGGAAAUGGUAAAUCAUGACGUAAAAGAAUUUUCUGAUUUAACGGCAGAUAGUAUGGGGUAUUUUGUUCAAUUAAAUGAAUUACUGAAUGAAACUCCUAAGCGAACUAUAGUUAAUUAUAUUCACUGGCAUUUCGUAAGUGAUAUCCUCGCGGCGACGACUGAGAAAAUGCGUGAUAUAUUUUUUACGUUAAUGGAAAACGAGUUUGGAGUCAAAGAACGAGAACCACGGUGGAUCGAAUGUACGAAAGAGAUGAAAAUGGUCAAAGCAACUGCAUACGCAUUUGCUGAAAAAUAUUUUUCCAAAGAAGUUGACACUAACGUUAGAACUAUGGUCGGCCAUAUAAGCGAUGAAAUGAAAUUGCAGAUUGAAAAAUCAAAUUGGCUAGAUGACGCGACUAAAAAAAUAGCAACGGACAAGCUAGAAAAGAUGGGACUAUUUGUAGGCACGCCUGACUGGUAUAAAAACAGUACCCACGUUCUCAAUUCCUACAAAGGGCUGGUUAUCGGUGUCGACCAUUUUGAUAACGUACUGAGUUACAAAAAAUAUGAAAUCAGAGAAAAAUUACGCAAGUCACUGGCGAAUGAAAUACCUAUCGAAGAUGAAGAAGUCGAUCCGCUUGUAGUUAAUGCAUACUAUGAUCCUUAUGCUAAUCUCAUGGUUCUUCCUGCUGCCGAUUUGCAGCCUCCAUUCUUUACUGUGAAUCUUCCCCAUAACGUCAACUACGGAAUGAUUGGGGCCGUGAUCGGGCAUGAAAUAGGACACGCCUAUGACGUUGACGGGUUGAAAAUAGGGCUAGAGGAAGACAACUUUACAAUAUCUGAGCAAAUGAUGGACAUGUAUUACAAACGCGCGGAAUGUUUCAUUGAUCAAUUUAAUAACUACCUUGGGGCCACAGAGCCUGAAUACGACGGAACUACACCAGGAUAUGGAAAAGGGAGUCCAGGACGUAAGACUCAAGGAGAAAAUAUGGCAGAUACCACAGGGUUGCAAGCAGUUUACAAGGCCUGGAAGAGAUUGAUAGAGAACGACGGCUCUGAUAGAACACUACCUGGUUUUGAAAAGUAUUCUAACGACCAGAUGUUCUUCAUCGGAUUUGGAUCCUUAUGGUGCACAGCAUCUACGGACCAGUAUGCGAAAGAACUAAAGGAACGAGAUGAACACAGUCCGAUGGAUUUAAGAGUACUUGGCGCAGUUUCAAAUAGCGAUGAAUUUGCUCGUGCUUUCAAUUGCCCGAAAGACAGCCCGAUGAAUCCCGAUAAUAAAUGCAAUAUUUGGAAAAGUAUUGAGGAACAUACUGCGUCCAAAAAAGUCAAUCGCGGUCGCAAGCACAAAAAACAUCAUCCCUGGGUUCUUAAUUGGUGAAAAUAUUAUCAACAAUUUAAUUUUUGAUUUAUGAAUAUGUUGAAUUAUGAUUUUAAAAUACAAAUUUAAAAAUAUGAC
Messenger RNA from Microplitis demolitor, 2455 nucleotides. RefSeq names its product neprilysin. Bases 68 to 2377 code for a protein of 769 amino acids. Gene Ontology annotation, cellular component: plasma membrane. The transcript is spliced from 17 exons. NCBI's taxonomy places the organism in Eukaryota, Metazoa, Arthropoda, Insecta, Hymenoptera, Braconidae. Gene Ontology annotation, molecular function: metalloendopeptidase activity. Gene Ontology annotation, biological process: protein processing. The record is from RefSeq and is a predicted model, not a curated record.